Molecule: messenger RNA, 2483 nt
Organism: Chenopodium quinoa (quinoa)
Lineage: Eukaryota; Viridiplantae; Streptophyta; Magnoliopsida; Caryophyllales; Amaranthaceae
Product: hexokinase-2-like
Exons: 9
Coding region: 716-2116 (466 amino acids)
Biological process (GO): intracellular glucose homeostasis; glucose 6-phosphate metabolic process; glycolytic process
Cellular component (GO): mitochondrion; cytosol
Molecular function (GO): ATP binding; D-glucose binding; fructokinase activity
Source: RefSeq, a predicted model, not a curated record
AGCUAGCUAACAUGGAUUCUCGCUGGACGCUAAAGGAGAUUCGCAGCACUGCCUCCCCGUUUCAUCAAUGUGUUAUCCUAAAGGUAAAUCGAGAUGAGGUAAAACAAGCUCACCAACUAGCCAAUCAAUUUAGGUUACUUUGUAUGUCCUUCUCGCAACCUUGUCAUUAGUUUUAUUUCCUGUUUUCCCUUUUUGCAAUCUGCUGUUGUCAAAAGAAAAAAAUAAAAAAAAAUAAAAAAAUAAAAAAUAAAAAAUUGAACGUCAAUAAUCCAAUAUGCAAUAAUAAUACGGACUAGGGAGUAAUAAAACAAAAGUCAUACAACAAAUCAACAACAUAAGUAGCCAAAUAAGGAGACUAGAGGAUAGAGUUGAUAUUUCAUAAACGGUCACAUUCUAAUUAGUUACCAAAUACGUGUAGUUGUAUUUUUCUCUAACAUGGUUUUUUUGGCAGCCGCCAUUUUCAACCUUUGUUUCUGCCAAAAAGCCACAGAUCUAGACUUUAUAUUAUACAUCAUUUUCAGUACAAACUUGUCAACAACUCCAUGCCAGUUGCCACCGUUUUGUAUUAAUAAUAAUAAUUUUCACCCGAUAGCCCAAAACUGGUUACUUAUAUAUAAUUAAUUAACACUACCAAAUUUCUGCUAAUUCAUUCACAAAAAUUAGAAAGAGAGAGAGAAAUAAAAAGAGGGAUUUUUCAGAAAGAUUAAAAGGAAUAAUGGGUAGUUGUGAAAAUGUAAAAAAUGGUGAAAAAUUGGUGGAAAUGGUGAAAAAAAUAGAAGAGGAAUUCUGGGUACCAGUUGAAUUGCUGAAAGAGUUGAGUGAUGAUAUGGUGUUGAUGAUGCAGAAAGGUCUAGAAGAUGAAGAAUCUAGCUCUAUUAAGAUGCUUGUUUCUUAUGUUGAUUCUCUCCCUUCUGGCCAUGAAGAGGGAUGCUUUUAUGCAUUGGACUUGGGUGGGACAAACCUUCGUGUAAUGCAAGUUAAAUUGCAGGGAAAUAGGACUAUUGAACUAAAGGCCGAGUCUUAUAUGGUGCCUCCUAAGAUAAAGAUUGGGAAAUUACAUGAACUCUUUGAUUAUAUUGCGGAAAAAGUUUCACAUGUUUUUGAAUCGGUAAAAGCUGAUUUUGAUACUGUUCCUGGUAAGAAGAGGGAGCUUGGGUUUACUUUCUCAUUCCCAGUGCACCAAACAAAGAUCAACUCUGGAACUCUCCUUGAUUGGACAAAGGACUACGAUGCAAAAGAUGCUAUUGGCAAAGACAUGGUGAAGGAGUUGUCAAAGGCUUUGGAGAAACGGGCUAUUGAUGUAAAUGUGACUUCUUUGCUCAAUGAUACUGUUGGCACUUUGGCCGGAGGUCGAUUUUACAACAAAAAUGUUGUUGCAGCCGUGAUUUUGGGUACCGGUAUGAAUGCUGCUUAUGUAGAACAGUCCGAACGCAUUGUGAAGCCAUAUGGUCUUCCACCAAAAUCAGGACAAAUGGUUAUCAACACGGAGUGGGGCAAUUUCAAUUCUUCUCUUCUUCCUUUAACUGACUAUGAUCGUGCAUUAGACAGUGAUAGUCCGAACCACCACAAGCAGAUCCUAGAAAAGAUGCUAUCUGGUAGAUAUUUGGGAGAAAUUGUGCGGAGAAUUUUGCUAAAUUUAGCUGAUGAUGCAGCGCUUUUUGGUGACAUUGUUCCUCCAAAACUUCGACAACCUUAUGUUUUGGGGACGGAUAUUGUUUCCGCGAUGCAUGGUGACAAGUCCACAGACUUGAGUGUGGUUGGGAAAAGCCUAGAGCAGGUUUUAGAGAUAACCAAUAUAUCCCUGGAGAAGAAGAAGGUAGUUGUCAAGAUAUGUGAAAUUGUUGCUACACGAGGUGCUCGACUUUCAGCUUUUGCAAUACUGUCCAUCCUUAAGAUGCUAGGCAAAGACAAAACAAGUGCAGGGGAAACUGUAGUUGCUAUAGAUGGGUCAUUGUUCGGGAAAUACGAAGAGUUCAAACUUUGCUUACAGAAGACUCUUGCAGAUGAAUUACUCGAUGAAGAAGUGUCAAAGAUGGUUGUUCUUAGACAGUUCAAAGAUGCCUCAGGCAUCGGUGCUGCUGUAGUUGCUGCUUCACACUCGAUUUACGAUUUAUAAUACUAGUAUUUGUUUGGUGGGUUUAGUCUAGUAUAUAUUAAUGCUGUUCAAUAAUUCUUGCUGUUAAUUGUAACAAAAAAUUUCUUUUUACAAUUUAAACCAUUAUUUUCCCAGAUUAUAUAGUGAAUGCAAUGCAGUUAUCUUUAAUUUGUCCAUUCAUUAUGAUAUGAUUUUUUAAAUUGAAUUUGUUAGAGGAGACGAUCAAAUUCUUGUAUUAAUAUGUGAUUGCUUGUGAAAAAAAAAAAUAGCUUUCAUAUUUGGACAAGCUCCCUCUAAAUGUUUUUAUGCAUUGAUCCCAGUAGACUUCUGGUUUGUAACUCGGUUAAAACUUAUUUUUACCGAAUAUUAUUUUUUGUUAAAACUUAUU